AUGGACCUUUUAGAUGACGAAGAUUAUGGAAGUGUCAGCGAUGAGGAAAGCUUGGAUGAUGGGUUAAGUGGUGUAACCAGUGGUAUAACCAGUGGUAUAGCCACAGAAUCGGAUAUUUUACCCUCUCCUAGUGUUAGCAACCUAAUAUCUGACUUUCACGCGCAAUUCUGGCACCAAGGCGCGGAUUUAGAUGACCUCAUCCAACUUGCCAAGCACGAAACUAUAAUACGAGAUGCAACAAACCAUACGACAGAGCCUUACAAUGUCAUAAAACUGGGCCAAUUGAUGCCUUUAUUCGAUACAGAGCUUUCCAUGGUGUUUCAAUGCAUUGUAGAUACCUACAAGGCCAAGUUCCCUGGGUUGGAAACUAUUGUCCCUGAAAGGAAACAAUACGUCGACGUGGUCAAGAUGCUGCAACAGGAUAUUCCCAACGUGCAAUUAGACCAAGUGCUAUCGAAGGAGGAAACCCUUGUGGUAUCUAUGUCUCUAAAGACAGAUUUCAAAGAGGGUGCUCGAAUUGAUAAGGAUCUCCUCUCCAAGGCCAUCCAUUGGUUCGAUAUUCUGUACAACUUACGGGACAACGUCUCACACUAUGUUGAGACAAGAAUACAAAUGGUAGCUCCAAACUUAUGUGCUUUAUUGGGACCUGAUACUGCAGCUAAACUGGUAACACAUUGUGGUAGUGUUAAAGAACUAAGUGUGGUUCCCAGUUGUAAUUUGGCAUCCAUUGGCCAGGACAAAACGUUGCAUGGCAAAUCGUUAGAUAUCUCUGGGGUACGACAAAAGGGAUAUCUAUUCUAUACAGACGUGGUACAAACACAGCCUCCUGAGUUCCAGAAACAGGCGCUUAGAAUGGUCUCUGCCAAGGUUGCUCUUGCUGCGAGAGCGGAUUGCACCAUGGGGAAUCAAGUCAUUAACCCAGAUGGGAAUUCAGAUGGGAACUCAGAUGCCUCGAAGCUGGGCUUGAAAUGGAGGCAUGAAAUCGUUGAAAAACUCAAGAAGAUAAUAGAUCCGCCGAAUAUCAGUAACAUCAAGCCGUUGCCGAUCCCAGAAGACGCUCCAAAGAAGAAAAGAGCUGGUAGAAGGUUCCGUAAGUACAAAGAACAGUUCAAGAUGUCGCAUCUAAGGCAAAUGCAAAACAGAAUGGAGUUCGGUAAAGAGGAACAGACCACCAUGGACCCAUACGGAGAAGAAAUAGGGUUCGGGAUGGCCGAUUCAAAGAACGUUUCCGCAUUGUCCUCUUUCAAUAAGACCAAAAUGCGUAAAUCUAUGCGUUUAAGAUUAGAUCAAGAGACUAAAAACACGCACAGUUUCCUACAGGAUGAGAGGUCCGAAAAGCUCAAACGUAGUGCAGAGCACCCACAAGCUACGGACCCCGCCACCAGCAAACAACCACGGUUGUGA
This is a messenger RNA of Kluyveromyces lactis, 1404 nucleotides long. RefSeq names its product U4/U6-U5 snRNP complex subunit PRP31 (gene PRP31). The coding region runs from base 1 to 1404 and encodes 467 amino acids. The transcript has a single exon. The record is from RefSeq and is a predicted model, not a curated record. Gene Ontology annotation, cellular component: U4 snRNP; precatalytic spliceosome; U4/U6 x U5 tri-snRNP complex. Gene Ontology annotation, biological process: spliceosomal tri-snRNP complex assembly; mRNA splicing, via spliceosome. NCBI's taxonomy places the organism in Eukaryota, Fungi, Ascomycota, Saccharomycetes, Saccharomycetales, Saccharomycetaceae.